Molecule: messenger RNA, 645 nt
Organism: Closterium sp. Yama58-4
Lineage: Eukaryota; Viridiplantae; Streptophyta; Zygnematophyceae; Desmidiales; Closteriaceae
Source: the annotation of a GenBank genome assembly
AUGUCUGAUGCGUCGGACACGAACUUCACGCGGCGCCUGCAGCACAUGCAGGCGCAGCAGCAGCAGGAGGAGGCGGCCGCGCUGCCCAUGCUGCCCCCGCCCAGUGCGCCGCAAGUCGUGCAGUGCCAGCGCUGCUCCCAGCUACUUGAAGUGCCGCUUCAGCUCCCCCCGGCCAAGAAGGGCGUGCAGAAGCUGCGCUGCGGCAAGUGCCUGCGAGUCUCUCGCUUCCAAGUCAACCCUGCCGACCCGCGUUUCGCCAACCAGCUGCCGCCAAAGCAGAGGGCGGGCCCCAUUCACCCUGGCAACUACUGGUAUGAUGACGUGGCAGGCUUCUGGGGUGAGAUGGGUGGGCCGUGCCUCGGCAUCAUCCCGCCUGGCAUUGACUUCGGGGUAGUGAUGCCCCAAUCCUGCGCAGGAGGCUCCACCCGCGUGUACGUGAACGGCAGGGAGCUGCACCACAGGGACCUCGAGCGGCUGAUGAAGCGCGGGUUACCGGGCACACCCGACUGCGGUUACCGCAUUGAGAUCACGGGCAAUGUGUUUGACGAGGAGACCGGGGAGUACCUGCUCUGCCUCGGCAAGCUCGCCCCCUCGCUGGAGAGCAGGAAGAGGGGUGGUGGCAUGAAGAUGCCAGAGAGAAGCUGA